Amoebophrya sp. A25 is the source of this 1609-nucleotide messenger RNA. The record is from the annotation of a GenBank genome assembly. NCBI's taxonomy places the organism in Eukaryota, Dinophyceae, Syndiniales, Amoebophryaceae.
AAAAUUCGUGUUUGGUCUGCAAUUUACUUUCUCAUUGAUAGAUUCGACAGGACUAGUUGUCACUUUUUCUUCCAUCUAGAAGGAGAAGCACCUUGCUUCAGUUUCGUCUAUGUACAGAAAGAAGAAUGCAGGCUAUAAAGAAGUUGAUCGACCAGGCGAAGAACUUGGGUGCUUCGAAUGUUUUUGAGCGGAAUCCGCCAAUACCAGACACGCUUCUUCGUGACGGCGAUGGGCCUGAUUCGGUUACAUUAGACACUCUCCAGACUCGCGGAAGCGAGACAGCUCGACGAAGCGCGGCUGCGUACAGACACACGAGACGGGCUUUGGGCCACGCAGAUGCGCUUAGUGUGGACACUUCGCAAUUGUUGGAACGAUUGGCGUAUUUGCGGCAAUACCCAGAAGACUUUUGCCAGGUGCGAAGAGUCCAUCUGAAAAGCGAAAGUGAGGUACUUCAAUCGCCUGUUUGUUUUUGUUCACGUAUGAUUUAUAAUUUUGGUUCUUCACCUCUGACUGUUGCUAUCUCAUAUACUUUCUUUUAUUUUUCUUCGAAACAAUGUACUAUGACAAGCAUUCCGUCCCUCCCUCACCUAGGACGUCUACCCUGUUGUCGACGAGGCAGAACCAUUGGACCUUGAAUUGGAUGAGUUAGCACAGUCUGCACGUAACGGCCGUGUAGACGAGGAUGUUUUGCUUUCUAGAAUCGAAGGCAAAAAAAGAGCAGCGGAUCAGCAGAAUCUCGAAACUAUUGAGUUAAGAUUCAAUUGUGGGAAGUAUUGUGAAGUAGGACGUAGCGAAAAUAUCAAACCUCUUAUCGUUGUGAUUCGCAACAACUUCGCAUCGACGACCCUAGUAAAUGAAUAAUUGGUUCACAGAUCAUAUCUUCCAUUUUGACUUUCAUUCUUGAUACAUACCUUCCAACGUCAACAUCAUAUUGAUUUCUAAUCCUCGCCCGCAACAAGGACGUAGAAGCUCGCCGGCUGGCACGAAUCAAGAGGACUGAAAGAUGGCAAGCGGAGAAAUUGGCACGACAAAGCGCUGAGAUCGACGAGCAGGUGCCUAAGGCUCAAGAACGGUUAUUCUUAGACGCUGCAGAGAGAAGAAAACGGCGACCGCAGAUUGUAGGAGAACAGCGACAAGCUUUAUUGGAAAGCAUGGGUGCGGAAGUUGCAGCGGAAGCAGAACAAGUGGAGAAAAUAGAAGUGGAACGAGGAACUCUAGGGGUUUCUUUUAAUGAUAGCGCCGCAAAUCAAUCGCAUCCUGUCCCUCCAGAAGCAUCUUCUUCAAGCAACGACGAUUCAAGUGUGCCUGAAGAAACGAGGAAUCAAGAUAUUAAAGUAGACGAUGCUCCUGGAGGUCGCGCUAUAGUAAAUGCAGGAGACGAGAAACAAGAGCUGGGACCUUCAGCAUUGCUGGAGAUUGGUCGCGAAGGCAAAGAACAAAAUGCUGAAGAUAGACUUGCUGAAAAGAUGCUAGCAGUACCAGAAUCUUCUAAGCAGACUAUGCGUCAGCACAUACAGACUGCCCAAUUUUUGGAGUUACCAACUUAUUCUUCCGGUCUGCUGUCUCCAGGAGAGCAUGUGAGGGCUUCGCUGCUGCCACGAGGAGGUCC